Messenger RNA from Saccostrea echinata, 1717 nucleotides. RefSeq lists its product as uncharacterized. The transcript is spliced from 8 exons. The record is from RefSeq and is a predicted model, not a curated record. The coding region runs from base 97 to 1644 and encodes 515 amino acids. Gene Ontology annotation, molecular function: superoxide-generating NADPH oxidase activator activity; protein binding. Gene Ontology annotation, biological process: superoxide anion generation. Lineage: Eukaryota; Metazoa; Mollusca; Bivalvia; Ostreida; Ostreidae.
GGCGUUAUUUACAAACACUUGCAAUGAGCGAAUGACUUCACAAAACAGUUAAGCCACAAAACAAUCGUCUGUCUGAAGCCGGUUCAUUUACUGAACAUGGCGCUAAAGGACACGAUUAUAUUAUGGAACGAUGGCAUAAAUUCAUAUCUAGAGGAGGAAUUUGAAGAGGCUAUUUCUAAGUUUCAACAAAUCGAAAAUCCGAAUGCUCGCAUCCUUUACAACAUCGCCUUUACACAUCUCCAAUUAAACAGAUUAGAGGAUGCAGUGAAGAAUUUCAAAGAAACAGUUCAAAAAGACCAACACUUGGCCAUUGCCCAUUUCUGUAAAGGACUUGUAGAAGCAAAGCUCCACAGAUACAGAGAAGCCAUUGCAGAUUUUGACAAUGCUGUGGAGAAACUAAGAUCAGCAAGCUUUAUAGAUUACAACCAGCUAGGAAUGGCAUACAAGCUGACACUAUCUGAGAUUUGGAUUGCCAAGGCUACCACUAUGAAAAUGAUGGGUAGAGGACAAGAAGCGGAGGAGUUUUUGGUCGCUGUCACUAAACAGGAAGAUGACGAUACGACCAGAAGGAACUGUAUCCAGGCACUACAAAAAUUACAGGAUAUGAAAAAAGAGGUAUCGGCAUUAAAGAGACGGCACUCUCUACGCAGUCAAAGUUGGUAUCAUGGUCGUCUACUGAGACAGGAGGCAGAGAAAAUGCUACGCAAUGAAGGUGAUUUCCUAGUCAGAGAGAGUCUUAACAAAAAGAAAAACACGUCACAAUACGUCCUGUCUGUCCUGUGGCAGAACUACAGACACAUUCUGCUUAUACAGGAUGAUGAGGGUUACUGGAAGUUUGAGAGUUUCUCUUUUCCUUCCAUUCAAGAAUUGAUAGAAUACCAACACAGCAGUGGUAAACCAGUAACCAAAAAAUCAAGGGCCCUGCUAAAAAAUCCGGUUGUCCAGUCAAGUGGGGUGGAGGAGGAAGCUCCUGAGUUGUAUGAGUUACCAGAUUCUUGUAUAUUUCAUCCACCAAAGGAACUGCUCAAAAAUAUAGAUAAAAGAAAUUACCUUGGCAAAGCAAGGGUGGUUUCAGCUUUGGGUCAAACUGUACGAAGGAAACAGAGACCAUUUGGCAAAGCAGAUGAUGGAGAAGAUGAGAACUUUGAAAGACCUGAUCAAGGCAGCCCACGUAGUUCAACAGACUCACUCCCAAAACCACGGCCAAACAGGCCACCUCCUAAGUCACCCCUCGCACAGCAUAAACGCAUGUCCGAAACAUCCAACAUAUCAUCAUCUAGUCAGAGCUCAGAAGACUCGGUGCGAACUUUUUAUUCUCGUAGGCCACCCCCUGCAUUACCCUCCAUAGCUCGGAGUAUCAGCAGAUCAAUGGAGGACUUGAGCAUGCAGGAUGAAUUAGCUGAAUAUGAAUCAGAACCAUUUAAUCGUGCUAGGCCAUCAGUCCCACAAAGGGCCAGAAUGUCUGCUGAUUUAGAACAUAUUUAUGUUAAUACAAUGAAUACUCAAAGACCGAUAGGCAAUAAUAAUUUUAACAAUGAACUAGCGAGUGCUUUAAAUAAAAGGCUAGGGAAAGGCAACUCUGAAGGUUCAAAACCAAGUCGACCCUCAGCACCAGCAAGGCCUCCACCUCCAAGGAGGAACUGAAUGGCUUUAAGUUUACUGUUAAAAUAUGAAUUCAUUGAAGAGUUCAUCAAGUACUUUUUGAAAAUUUUGUAGC